Malania oleifera is the source of this 1323-nucleotide messenger RNA. Its product is annotated as calcineurin B-like protein 4. Gene Ontology annotation, biological process: calcium-mediated signaling. Lineage: Eukaryota; Viridiplantae; Streptophyta; Magnoliopsida; Santalales; Ximeniaceae. Gene Ontology annotation, molecular function: kinase binding; calcium ion binding. The transcript is spliced from 9 exons. Bases 270 to 911 code for a protein of 213 amino acids. The record is from RefSeq and is a predicted model, not a curated record.
AUGGUAGUAUACUUUCAUUGAUCCCUUCAGAACAAAGAAACGUCUAAUAAAAAUAAACCAAGGGAGCCCAAAGCUGGAAACUGAGAAAGCUAGGAUCUUUCAAUGUUCCAGAAAGAACAUUUUGCAUAAGAAGAAGAAGAAGAAGCUGCCAAUCCCAACAAUCACAGCCUUCCCAAUUUUCAUUUACAGGUUUGGCUUUAACAGCAGCAGCACGACUAGCAUGACACUCGGGAGUCGCUAAAAGGGUGUGAGUUUUUCUAAUAGCAUUAAUGGGCUGCAUUUCCUCGAAGAAAGCUAGAAAAGCACCCGGGUACGAGGAGCCUACUGUCCUUGCUACUGAAACUCCUUUUACGGUGAGUGAAAUAGAAGUCCUCUAUGAGCUAUUUAACAAACUAAGCAGAUCAAUAAUAAAUGAUGGGCUUAUUCACAAGGAAGAAUUCCAGCUUGCACUUUUCAGGAACAGAAAUAAGAGGAAUCUCUUCGCUGACCGGAUAUUUGACUUGUUUGAUAUCAAGCGAAAUGGGGUCAUCGAGUUUGGAGAAUUCGUUCGAUCAUUGGGUGUCUUUCACCCAAAUGCAGCUAUAGGAGACAAAAUUUCAUUUGCAUUCAGAUUAUAUGAUCUAAGGCAGACCGGAUAUAUAGAGCGAGAAGAGUUGAGGAAGAUGGUUUUGGCGCUUUUACAUGAAUCGGAUCUGAUAUUAUCAGAUGAUGAUGUUAAAACAAUUGUGGAUAAGACAUUUACCGAAGCAGAUACGAAGGGCGAUGGAGUGAUUGAUCAAGAAGAGUGGAAGGAAUACGUGUCGAAGAAUCCGUCGCUGAUCAAGAACAUGACCCUUCCCUAUUUAAAGGACAUGACUUUUGCAUUUCCCAGUUUCUUGUUGAGUGCUGAAGUUGAAGAUUCAGAAAUAUAGACAUUAAAAUAUGUGAAGGGUCAAAAGUGUCUCUUGCUGGUGAACAUUUUGAAUCAUGGUCUCGGUGAUUGCCCACAAGUUGCACUCUCCUGUCUUCAAUUUCUUCUUCUUUAGACUAGGGGUGGGGAAGCGGAUUAGAUGUGCAUAGAGUUGGCAAAGUGUACGAUCAUGGGGUUCCAAUCCUUUUUUUAUGUUUUGCAGCACUGAAGAUUUGUGUGUAUAGUGUCGACUGUAAAUUUUGCAAUACCAGUGGUUUCUCAUAAAGGAACCAUGGACUGUUCUGCUUUUGUUUUGUUUUGUUUUAUUUUUUCUUGAAAAAGAAGAGAAAAGAAAUAGAAAACAUGGUUUAAAUCUUAGGCAUUGUAUCGGGAUCCAAUCCCAUCAAGUGAUACGAAAAAGAUUUAAGUCUCAA